AUGAAAUGCCUGAACACCUAUCAUUAUCGGUCGUGCUUCUGUGAAAUGCCUGACCACUCAUCACCGUUGACCAGAGCGAAUUCGGAAGGUCCUGGUUCGAACCCGACUUCUGCCUCUCAACUUCUCCAGUCUAGGCUUGGGCAACCUGGCAGUAUCCCAGCACUCGUGCUUCCUUCUGGUGGCAUGGCAGCUAGGCAGCGAAAGGGUGUCGCAGCUGAACGAUUAUUUCAUUAUUAUUUUUAUUUGACUUUCUUUUCAUUUGGGGAGUAUGCUUGCACAAACAUCUUGAACACAAUCUGCAGGGCGAUUCGCCAAUGGUUCCACGCAAUUUUUUCAUGUUAUAGUUUAAUUUGCCGUUCUUAA
Messenger RNA from Opisthorchis viverrini, 363 nucleotides. RefSeq lists its product as hypothetical. The record is from RefSeq and is a predicted model, not a curated record. Lineage: Eukaryota; Metazoa; Platyhelminthes; Trematoda; Opisthorchiida; Opisthorchiidae. The transcript has 2 exons. Bases 1 to 363 code for a protein of 120 amino acids.